UUAAUUAAUGCUGCAAGUAAAGAUGUGAAAGAAAUUUCUUUAUAUAAUGAAUUUGCUGAAAAUAAUAAUCCUAAAAAUUUUUAUAUUAUAAACAAUACUAAAGCUAAAAAUAAAGUUGUAAACGAAUUAUUAAAAACAAAUGAACAUAAAAAAAUUUUAUUAGAUGAAAAAUAUAAUCAUUUUGCUACACAAGAAUAUGUUAAUUAUUUGGAUAGAAAAAAAAUUUUUGAUCAUAUUGAUGAUGUAUGUAAAAAAAUUUCUGAAAUAUAUUGGGUAGAAAAUCUCGGUCGAUAUUAUGAAAGUGAAAAAGAAGCAAUUCAAGGUUGGAUGAAAUCAGAAAGGUAUAAAAGACAAAUUAUUAGUAAAGAUUAUAUUUAUUUUGGUGCUGCAUUAAAAAAUGAUACUUGA
Dentiscutata heterogama is the source of this 408-nucleotide messenger RNA. Lineage: Eukaryota; Fungi; Glomeromycota; Glomeromycetes; Diversisporales; Gigasporaceae. The record is from the annotation of a GenBank genome assembly.